AUGGUCAAACUCUCCAAAGACCGCUUCUCCCCGAAGCGCCUUUCGCCCAAGCACAUCAAGGCCAAGAUUGAGCCUCAGCUGCAUUGGAAAGUCCCGAUGGAGGAGGGAGUGUACCAAGACAGUCGCUGGUCCAACCCAGAUCUCGACCCUGUCAAACCUGAGGAUCGUACUUGGGGUGCUGUGGACUAUUGGGCAUAUUGGACCAGUGACAUGCUUGCGCCCCCGCUGGCAUCCACAGUGUCAUCUGUCAUGAGCUUGGGUUUUACUGCUCGAGAGACGAUUCCCAUUGUCUUUUGUGGCUUCGCGUUAUGCUCAGGAGCAUUGACCCUGACGGGGAAGAUGGGUGCGCGAUAUAGCAUUCCCUUUCCAGUGCUGGUCCGCUCCAUUUUCGGAAUGUAUGGAAGUUAUCCAGUCAUUGUUCUCCGGUCCUUCGUGGCCGCCAUGUGGACUGCCAUUCUGUGUGUCCAGGCAGGUGACUUUCUCAACAACUGUCUCACAGCGAUCUGGCCGAGCUUCGCCAACUUUCCAAAUCAUCUGCCUGAGAGUGCUGGGAUCACUUCGGCUGGACUCCUGUGCUUUUUCAUUUACUGGAUCUUCCAGACGAUCUUAGCAUGUAUGCCCAUCAAGAAGCUCCGGAUCCUUUUCCUCAUCAAGGGUGUUGUCGUUCCGCCGACCUUCCUUGUCCUGUUCUUGUGGGCGGCGAUCGUCACAAAGGGAGGCGGGCCCCUUGUGACUGGGCACGCCAAAAUCACUUCGACAUACAUGAACACGGCAUAUUCCUCACUGACCGGCUUGAAUGCAAUCAUCGGCCUCUUCAGCUCCAUGGCCGUCAACUUCCCGGACUUUAGUCGUUUCUCCAAGAACAACCUCAAAGGGUACAACCAAUUCUUUGCACUGCCAGUCAUCGGCACGUUGGGAGCCUUGACCCCCAUCUUCGUCACCUCAGCCCACAGCUACCUGUGGGGCGAGUUCGAGUGGUAUAUGCCUGCUGUCAUUGCCAAAUUCGACUCGCGUGCCGCCAAGUUCUUCACCGCGUUCAGCUUCAUGUUGGCCACAAUCGGUAACCAGAUUGCUGCUGGGACAUAUCCGUUCUCCAAUGAUAUUUCUGGUCUUUGCCCCAAGUACAUUAACAUCUUCCGUGCCACUUUGAUCAUCUCCGUUUUCUGUGUAGUGUCGAAUCCAUGGCAGAUCAUCAAAAACGCGGCCGGCUUGCUGGCUUUCUUGUCCGGUUACAGCAUGUUCAUGGGAGCCAUUUGCGGGACGAUGUGUAGUCACUACUACCUCAUCGUCAACAAGAAGCUCAAUAUUCACGAGAUGUACAACGGCCAUGGCAUCUACCGAUACUCCAAGGUCGGCAUCAAUUGGAGAGCCUAUGCGUCCUUCUUCACAGCCGUUGCACCGCUCCUGCCAGGUUUUUGUAAGAGUAUCGACGCAAACCUCGACGUUGGAGGUGCUUGGAAGAUCUAUACCUUCUCCUGCAUCUAUGGAUUCACCGUUUCCGGCCUCGUUUACUACCUCAUCUGCACUUACGUCUCGAGCGUGGGUGUUGCGAAGAUUGAUGAGGCGGUCUAUCCACCAUCGAAGUCACAAGCAACGGAUGUGGAAGUGGGAGUCGCUCCAUCGGAGGAAGAUUCAAUCGAGGAGAAGGCUGGUGUUGCCGUGUCGAUCGGGGCAAAGGAAUUUGGGCCUCAGUGA
This is a messenger RNA of Fonsecaea nubica, 1695 nucleotides long. RefSeq lists its product as hypothetical. Gene Ontology annotation, molecular function: nucleobase transmembrane transporter activity. The transcript has 7 exons. The record is from RefSeq and is a predicted model, not a curated record. Gene Ontology annotation, cellular component: plasma membrane. Gene Ontology annotation, biological process: nucleobase transport; transmembrane transport. The coding region runs from base 1 to 1695 and encodes 564 amino acids. NCBI's taxonomy places the organism in Eukaryota, Fungi, Ascomycota, Eurotiomycetes, Chaetothyriales, Herpotrichiellaceae.